AUGUCUGACCUUCGCUGUGCUGUGUACGUUGCACCACCCAUUCCCUCAAUUAUCCCCCCUCCUGGAACAGGCACAGGUGAUUGGUCUCCCAUCUCGUGUACUCUCGUCUAUUCGGCAACAGAUGCGGUUCUCGUGGACACACCUAUCACAAUAGCGCAGACAUCGGAUCUGAUCGCGUGGAUCAAGAAGAUUGCUCCCGGCCGCGCCCUACGAUACAUCUACAUCACCCAUGGCCAUGGCGAUCACUUCUUCGGCAUUCCAUUGUUACUCAAAGAAUUCCCCGAAGCGCUUCCUGUAUCUACACCAGCCACAGUUGAGCACAUGAAGGAGCAAAUCGAAGAUUCCUACUUUGAAAAGAACUGGGGCGGCCGAUUUCCCAACCAGAUUGCGCAGCCAUUUAAGCUGGCCGAGCCUCUGCCUGAGCACCUGAGCUUCAAGCUUGGAGACCGUUGGCUAUUUCAAGCCAUUGAGUGUGGCCAGUCUGAUACUUACGAUUCCACUAUCCUAUGGGUUCCUGACCUGCAGCUCGCCGUUUGUGGUGAUGUGGUCUACGGCCAAGUUCACCAGAUGCUCCUCGAAGCCAACACAAAGGCUAAACGCGAGGCCUGGAUCCGCAGUAUUGAAAAGGUCGAAAAGCUGGAUCCGGUAUACGUGGUUGCUGGGCAUAAGCAAGCGGAGGAAAUGGACGGUGUAUGGCAUCUGGCAGCGACAAAGAAGUAUAUUCAGGACUUUGGAAAGGUCUUGGAGGAGAAGGACCCCAAGGAUGCGAACGAGCUUGCUGCAGAGAUGCUGAAGCUAUACCCGGACAGAUAUAAUCCCUUUGCCCUACGGCUUAGCGCCAUAGGAGCGUUUUUGGUACCCAAGGAGCAGCGUAUUUAGAUAGAAUGUACUGUAUCAAAUACGAAUUAUGAAUUGCGGGUUGGCAAUCGCGGCUUUGUCGGGUGCGAAUUUGGCGUCGAUGUGGUCGGAUACGAAGGCUGGACUCAAGUGCUGUACCCUACGUCAUGCAAGUCGCUAUUGUAAUAUAAAUACUGUGGCAUCUGAGAUGUACAUA
Messenger RNA from [Torrubiella] hemipterigena, 1054 nucleotides. The record is from the annotation of a GenBank genome assembly. NCBI's taxonomy places the organism in Eukaryota, Fungi, Ascomycota, Sordariomycetes, Hypocreales, Clavicipitaceae.